Pseudomassariella vexata is the source of this 978-nucleotide messenger RNA. RefSeq names its product succinate/fumarate mitochondrial transporter-like protein. NCBI's taxonomy places the organism in Eukaryota, Fungi, Ascomycota, Sordariomycetes, Amphisphaeriales, Pseudomassariaceae. The record is from RefSeq and is a predicted model, not a curated record. The transcript has 4 exons. Gene Ontology annotation, biological process: fumarate transport; transmembrane transport; succinate transport. The coding region runs from base 1 to 978 and encodes 325 amino acids.
AUGGCGACCACUGUGAAUGGCAAGGACGGCAAGGGGCCUCCGUCGGCGGCGACGAAUCUGAUCGCCGGCGGAGGAGCAGGUAUGAUGGAAGCCCUGGCAUGCCAUCCCCUCGACACAAUAAAAGUGCGCAUGCAACUCUCCCGCCGCGCCCGCCAACCUGGCGCCCCCAAACGCGGCUUCAUCAAAACCGGCGCCGAGAUUAUAAAACGCGAAACUCCUCUGGGCCUCUACAAGGGCCUAGGCGCCGUCCUCACCGGCAUCGUGCCCAAAAUGGCCAUCCGUUUCACCUCGUUCGAAACAUAUAAGCAAAUGCUCGCUUCCGACACAGGUAUAGUCUCAGGACAAGCGACUUUCCUGGCCGGUCUCAGCGCAGGAGUUACCGAAGCCGUCGCCGUAGUGACGCCCAUGGAAGUCAUCAAGAUCCGGCUCCAAGCCCAACACCACAGCAUGGCGGACCCGCUCGACAUCCCCAAGUACCGCAACGCGGCGCACGCGUGUUACACGGUGGUGAAAGAGGAAGGGGUGGGAGCGCUGUAUAGGGGCGUUUCGCUUACGGCGCUCAGGCAGGGGAGUAAUCAGGCGGUGAAUUUUACCGCUUAUACGUAUUUUAAGAAGUGGUUGCAGGAGUAUCAGGGUGGUUAUGAGGAGGGGGGAAAGAACUUGCCCAGUUGGCAGACUACGAUUAUUGGGUUGGUCAGUGGAGCUAUGGGGCCGUUGAGUAAUGCGCCGAUUGAUACGAUUAAGACGAGGUUGCAAAAGAUGCCGGCGGAGGAGGGGGUUUCGGCUCUGCAGCGGAUUACGAAGAUUGCGGGGGAGAUGUUUAAGCAAGAAGGAUUCCAUGCCUUUUACAAGGGCAUCACCCCCCGGAUCAUGCGGGUUGCUCCCGGCCAGGCGGUCACCUUUACCGUGUAUGAGUUCUUGAAGGAGAAGUUGGAGAAGAGUGGGCCGGUGAUGAUCACUGGCAAAUACGAGGAGUAA